Messenger RNA from Octopus sinensis (East Asian common octopus), 996 nucleotides. Its product is annotated as proteasome subunit alpha type-6. The transcript is spliced from 7 exons. Gene Ontology annotation, cellular component: proteasome core complex, alpha-subunit complex; nucleus; proteasome core complex. The record is from RefSeq and is a predicted model, not a curated record. Gene Ontology annotation, biological process: ubiquitin-dependent protein catabolic process. Bases 193 to 933 code for a protein of 246 amino acids. NCBI's taxonomy places the organism in Eukaryota, Metazoa, Mollusca, Cephalopoda, Octopoda, Octopodidae.
UAACGGCCAUUAUUGUUCAGCACCGGAAGUUGACAAAGUUGCCGUCUCAUUUUCCUUGUUUUCCCAUUCAGACUUCCAGAACAACUCUGUCGGAAAAAGAAGCAUAACAAAUAAACAAAUUACGAAGCUUUCUUCAUAUUUCAGUUUGCUUCGUUCUUCAAGAACAGUUCCUCAAAGAAUCAUCCAUCUAAAAUGUCUCGCGGCAGCAGUGCUGGAUUCGACCGGCACAUAACUAUUUUCUCACCUGAGGGGAGACUCUAUCAAGUUGAAUAUGCCUUUAAAGCCAUUAAUCAAGGAGGACUUACAUCCGUUGCUAUCAAGGGAAAAGACUCAGCAGUUGUAGUUACUCAGAAAAAGGUUCCUGACAAGUUAUUGGACCCUUCCACUGUAACACAUAUCUACCAAAUAACUGAUCACAUUGGAUGUGUGAUGACUGGUAUGACAGCUGACAGCCGUUCUCAGGUUCAGCGAGCACGUUAUGAAGCUGCAAAAUGGAUGCACACAUACGGGUAUGAAAUACCUGUGGAUAUGCUAUGCAAACGUUUAGCCGAUAUUUCCCAGGUUUAUACACAGAGUGCAGAAAUGAGACCACUUGGUUGCUGUAUCAUCCUGAUUGGCAUUGAUGAUGAGAAAGGCCCUCAAGUGUACAAAACUGACCCAGCAGGUUAUUAUUCAGGUUACAAAGCUACUGCAGCUGGAGUUAAACAGUUGGAAGCUAAUAAUUACCUUGAGAAAAAAGUUAAAAAGAAGCAGGACUUCACAAAAUCAGAAGCUGUAGAGGUGGCUAUUUCCUGUUUAUCGACAAUUCUUUCUGCCGACUUUAAACCUACAGAGAUUGAAGUUGGUCUUGUUACUGUAGAUAAUCCAAAAUUCAGAACAUUAAAAGAAUCUGAGAUAGAAGCCCACCUUGUUGCCAUAGCAGAGAAAGACUGAUUGAAAGAAACACUGAAACUGUAAUAAUCCAUUUUGUUCAAAUAAACUUCAUUCUCACUAAGA